Parasteatoda tepidariorum (common house spider) is the source of this 558-nucleotide messenger RNA. RefSeq names its product fibulin-5-like. Lineage: Eukaryota; Metazoa; Arthropoda; Arachnida; Araneae; Theridiidae. The record is from RefSeq and is a predicted model, not a curated record.
AAUUCAAAUAUGACAGGACAGAGUUUAUUUUUCCUAUUAUUUUUGUGUGUAAAUCUGUUUUAUGCAGUGUUUGGAAGUGAUUGUGGUUGUGACAGCAGCGAAGAAAUAGCAACUAAAUGCUCUAACGAUGUUGAAUGUGACUGUGGAUAUGGAACUUUAGAAUGCUGUUAUAUGCAUGGUGAGAAGCGCUGUGUGUGCAUGGAAGGGUACGCUCUAAACAAAGACAUUUGUGAAGAGUGUGAUUGUGGACAUGGAGCUUCAGAAUGUUCUUUUGUAAAUGGCACGAAAUUCUGUACUUGCAGAUCAGGUUACACUCUUGAUGAUGGAGUUUGUAAAGAGUGUGAUUGUGGAUAUGGAGCUUCAGAAUGUUCUUUUGCAAAUGGCACAAAAUUCUGUAUCUGCAGAUCAGGUUACACUCUUGACGAUGGCGUUUGUAAAGAGUGUGAUUGUGGAUAUGGAGCUUCAGAAUGUUCUUUUGUAAAUGGCACAAAAUUCUGUACUUGCAGAUCAGGUUACACUCUUGACGAUGGCGUUUGUAAAGGUAAAAGCAGCAUUUAA